AUGGACCCCAUGAGCGAUUUCCACCCACAGCAGCAGCCUGAUGAAGGCAGCAUGACGCGACACAGCGAUGUCAAAUCCCCCCUUGACCAGCAGCAGCAGCAGCAGCUACAACAUGGUGGAGCAGAUGACGAUGCCUUCUUUCAGCACUACAAUUCUUCAACAGUGCCACCAACAGAAACAACAACAACGAUGCCAGAAGCUCCUGCUCCUCCUCCUGCUGCUGCUGCUUCCCCUGCCGAGGGGCUGAAGAUGCAGCUUCCCCCCGCCCCACAUGCGGCUCCGUGGGGUGAUAGCGCCGGUGGCGGUGUGCUCGGCGGUCCCAAGACAGCAGCAGCGGCAGCACCACCGAAGCAGGCAGCAGCGACAGGAAAGAACGGUGGCGCUGCGAUGGAAGCUGUGCGGAAGCAGAUCGAGGCGAGGACAGCAAAUAUAGACGCUAAAACAAGGGAAAAGGAGCAAAAACAGACAGCUGUGGCAGAGGCCUACAUGAAGGAGGAAAAUUUCAAGCGUGAUCAGAGGCUUAAGGAGCUGAAGGUAGAGCACGUUCGGCAGCAGAAGGCGGAUGAGGCAAAACGGAAUGAGAGCAAAAAGAGUGGUGCUGUGUGGACUGGGGUCAGCUUGGUGACAGAUCUCAACAAGACGAAUCGUUACUCCAAAAAUACGGAGCGAAUGAGGAACAUUCUUAUCAAGCUGAGUGAAACAAAGAACGCCUAG
Molecule: messenger RNA, 714 nt
Organism: Trypanosoma grayi
Lineage: Eukaryota; Euglenozoa; Kinetoplastea; Trypanosomatida; Trypanosomatidae
Exons: 1
Coding region: 1-714 (237 amino acids)
Biological process (GO): intracellular protein transport; vesicle-mediated transport
Cellular component (GO): clathrin coat of trans-Golgi network vesicle; clathrin coat of coated pit
Molecular function (GO): structural molecule activity
Source: RefSeq, a predicted model, not a curated record